GGUUAGGUCUUUUAUGUAGGGUUGUUUUUUUAUAUGAGCUGCUUGCUGGGGGGCUGUUCUGCUGGUUUCUUCAGCAGAGAUGUGGUCAGAGGCAGUAGGUAACAGUAACUCAGAAAGCCACUUACAUAGGACAAAGAUUGAAACUGGACAAUGGGAGCUUUGUGUUCCUGAGCUCUCAAACUGCAGCUCUAAUAUUUGGGGUGAAGGAAGGAUAGUAGGUAGCAUCUAAGAGCAAUCACAGGAGGGACACUUAAAAGGUAGAUUCUGGAAACAAUGGCUCUUACCAACAGUAUCAACAGUGACAGUAAAUUGGAGAAGCCCAUAUCUCUGAUUUGGGGCUGCGAACUGAGCGCAGAGAAUACAACCUGCACCUUCAAGAUGCCAGAUGACUGGGCCUACGAGCAGCAACUGGCCUUGCGGAUGAUCUGCGUGGGGGAGAAAACCAAUGAUGAGCUCAACAUUGUAGAGAUCAUCCCUCCAGAGGACAGCCAGGACCCAAGCCCUGUAGUCCUAGCUGCCUUGAAGCCUUCUGUGCUGCCAAUGGCCCCCAUGGUGGGAGUUGAGCUGACGCCUCCUGUCACCUUCCGGCUGAGAGCUGGCUCUGGCCCAGUCUACAUCACUGGACAGCACAUUAAUUGCCAGCUCUUCUUUGCAGUGGUCCCAGAUGACUCCUGGAUGGAGGAGGAGGAGGAGGAGGAAGAAGAAGAAGAGUACGAAGAAGAAUCAUUUCAGGAGGAGUCUCCCCAAAAAGCCACCAAGCGCCAGCCAUACAAUAAGAAAGCAAGUGUAGCCAAGAAGAAGAAAGUGGAGAAAGAAGAGGUCAGCAACCCUGUUCGUUCUGAUGAGGAUGCACCUCCUAACAAGGGGAAAGGAGCAGGCAGAGGGAGGAAGCCAGCAGCCAAGAAAUAGAUGGACAUGCAGUGAGGCACCCACAGGGGCCUGCUGCUGAAGAGAACAGAGAUUUCUUUGUAUAUAUGUGUGUAUGUGCGCACACUACUUAUUUCUCUAAAUUUAUCCUUAAUAACAAUAAAACGCGCUUUUUUUUUUUUUUGCA
Molecule: messenger RNA, 1054 nt
Organism: Alligator mississippiensis (American alligator)
Lineage: Eukaryota; Metazoa; Chordata; Crocodylia; Alligatoridae
Gene: NPM2
Product: nucleophosmin/nucleoplasmin 2
Exons: 11
Coding region: 274-909 (211 amino acids)
Biological process (GO): positive regulation of DNA replication; chromatin remodeling
Cellular component (GO): nucleoplasm; nucleolus; cytoplasm
Molecular function (GO): histone binding; chromatin binding; RNA binding
Source: RefSeq, a predicted model, not a curated record